Messenger RNA from Octodon degus (degu), 3624 nucleotides. RefSeq names its product huntingtin interacting protein 1 (gene Hip1). The transcript has 32 exons. NCBI's taxonomy places the organism in Eukaryota, Metazoa, Chordata, Mammalia, Rodentia, Octodontidae. Bases 68 to 3181 code for a protein of 1037 amino acids. Gene Ontology annotation, cellular component: clathrin-coated vesicle; extrinsic component of postsynaptic membrane; actin cortical patch. Gene Ontology annotation, molecular function: clathrin-cargo adaptor activity; actin filament binding; phosphatidylinositol-3,4-bisphosphate binding. The record is from RefSeq and is a predicted model, not a curated record. Gene Ontology annotation, biological process: actin filament organization; endocytosis; clathrin coat assembly.
GGCGAGGCGGGCGGCGCCGCGGGGAUCCCGGGGCAGCUGAGGGCCCCUCCUGACUCGGCGCGGCAACAUGGACCGGAUGGCCAGCUCUAUGAAGCAGGUGCCUAACCCGCUGCCCAAGGUGCUGAGUCGGCGCGGGGUCGGCGCGGGGCUGGAGGCUGCGGAGCGGGAGAGCUUCGAGCGGACUCAGACUGUCAGCAUCAAUAAGGCCAUUAAUACGCAGGAAGUGGCCGUGAAGGAAAAACACGCCAGAACGUGCAUCUUGGGCACCCACCAUGAGAAGGGGGCUCAGACCUUCUGGUCCGUCGUCAACCGGCUGCCUCUCUCCAGCAAUGCCAUGCUCUGCUGGAAGUUCUGCCACGUCUUCCACAAACUUCUCCGUGAUGGACACCCAAAUGUUCUGAAGGACUCCCUGAGAUACAAAAAUGAAUUGAGUGACAUGAGCAGGAUGUGGGGCCACCUGAGUGAGGGGUACGGACAACUCUGCAGCAUCUACCUCAAACUGCUGAGAACAAAGAUGGAGUACCACACCAAAAACCCCAGGUUCCCAGGCAACCUUCAGAUGAGUGACCGGCAGCUAGACGAGGCUGGGGAAAGUGAUGUCAACAACUUUUUCCAGCUAACAGUGGAGAUGUUUGACUACUUGGAGUGUGAACUGAAUCUCUUCCAAACGGUGUUCAACUCUUUGGACAUGUCCCGCUCCGUGUCAGUGACGACAGCUGGGCAGUGCCGCCUUGCCCCGUUGAUCCAGGUCAUCCUGGACUGCAGCCAUCUCUAUGACUACACUGUCAAGCUUCUCUUCAAACUCCACUCCUGUCUCCCAGCUGACACCCUGCAAGGCCACCGGGACCGCUUCAUGGAGCAGUUCACAAAGCUGAAGGAUCUGUUCCUCCGUUCCAGCAACCUGCAGUACUUCAAGCGACUUAUUCAGAUUCCCCAGCUGCCUGAGAACCCACCCAACUUCCUGCGAGCCUCAGCCCUGUCGGAACACAUCAGUCCUGUGGUGGUGAUCCCAGUGGAGGCCUCGUCCCCUGACAGCGAGCCAGUCUUGGAGAAGGAUGACCUCAUGGACAUGGAUGCCUCCCAGCAGAAUUUAUUUGAUAACAAGUUUGAUGACAUCUUCGGCAGCUCAUUCAGCAGCGAUCCCUUCAAUUUCAACAGUCAAAAUGGCGUGAACAAGGAUGAAAAGGACCACCUCAUCGAGCGACUGUACAGAGAGAUCAGUGCGCUGAGAGCCCAGCUGGAAAGCGUGAAGACUGAGAGCCAGCGGGCCAUGCUGCAACUGAAGGGCCGUGUGAGUGAGCUGGAGGCCGAGCUGGCUGAGCAGCAGCACCUGGGCCGGCAGGCGGCCGAUGACUGCGAGUUCCUCAGGGCAGAGCUAGACGAGCUCAAGAAGCAGCGGGAAGACACGGAGAAGGCGCAGCGGAGCCUGACAGAGAUAGAGAGAAAGGCCCAGGCCAAUGAGCAGCGGUAUAGCAAGCUCAAGGAGAAGUACAGCGAGCUGGUUCAGAACCAUGCCGACCUGCUGCGGAAGAAUGCAGAGGUGACCAAGCAGGUCUCCAUGGCCAGGCAAGCCCAGGCAGAUUUGGAGCGAGAAAAAAAGGAGCUCCAAGAUUCCUUUGAGCGCAUCAGUGACCAGGCCCAGCGGAAGACCCAGGAACAGCAGGAAGUUCUAGAGAGCUUGAAGCAGGAGCUCGCCACCAGCAGGCAGGAGCUGCAGCUCCUGCAUGGCAACCUGGAAACUUCUGCCCAGACAGAAGCAAAAUGCACAGCGCAGGUCACUGAGCUAGAAAAGGAGCGGGACAGCUUGACGAGCAUGGUGGCGGGUCGCGAGGAGGAACUGUUGGCCCUUCGAGAGCAGCUGGAGUGCUCCCAGCUCCAACUGGCCAGCGCACAGGAGUCUAUGUGCCAGCUUGCCAAGGACCAGCGGAAGGCGCUGCUACUGCGGUCCAGGAAGGUUGUGGAGCGCAUGGUGCAGGAGGCACUGAGCCAGCUGGAGGAGCCCACGCUCAUCAGCUGCGCAGGGUCCACAGAGCACCUUCUCGCCAAGGUCAAGUCUGUUUCCAGCUGCAUCGAGCAACUGGAAAAGAGUCGGAGCCAGCAUCUGGCCUGCCCAGAAGAAAUAAGUGACCUUCUGCACUCUGUCAUGCUGCUCGGCCACCUGACCAGUGACACCAUUGCUCAUGGGAGCAGCACCAGCCUCAGGGCCCCACCAGAGCGUGCAGACUCGCUGACCGAGGCGUGCAAGGAGUACGGCAGGGAAACCCUCGCCUACCUGGCUUCCCUGGAGGAAGAAGCCCCCCUCGAGAACACUGACAGCACUGCCAUAAGGAGCUGCCUGAGCAGGAUCAAGGCCAUUGGCGAGGAGCUGCUGCCCAGGGGCCUGGAUAUCAAGCAGGAAGAGCUGGGAGACCUCGUGGACAAGGAGAUGACUGCCACUUCAGCUGCCAUUGAAGCUGCCACAGCCCGGAUCGAGGAAAUGCUCAGCAAAUCCAGAGCAGGAGACACAGGCGUCAAGCUGGAGGUGAACGAAAGGAUCCUUGGCUCCUGUACCAGCCUGAUGCAAGCCAUCCAGGUCCUGAUUGUGGCAUCAAAGGAUCUCCAGAGGGAGAUUGUGGAGAGCGGCAGGGGAACUGCAUCCCCUAAGGAGUUUUACGCCAAGAACUCUCGGUGGACAGAAGGACUCAUCUCAGCCUCCAAAGCUGUGGGCUGGGGAGCCACCAUCAUGGUGGAUGCUGCUGACCUAGUGGUCCAAGGCAGAGGGAAAUUUGAGGAGCUACUGGUGUGUUCCCAUGAAAUUGCUGCUAGCACGGCCCAGCUUGUGGCCGCAUCUAAGGUGAAAGCUGAUAAGGACAGCCCCAACCUUGCCCGACUACAGCAGGCCUCUCGGGGAGUGAACCAGGCCACAGCAGGGGUGGUAGCCUCCACCAUUUCGGGCAAAUCACAGAUCGAAGAGACAGACCAUAUGGACUUCUCAAGCAUGACACUAACCCAGAUCAAGCGCCAAGAGAUGGAUUCCCAGGUCAGGGUGCUGGAGCUGGAAAAUGAGCUACAGAAGGAGCGUCAAAAACUGGGAGAGCUGAGGAAAAAGCACUACGAGCUUGCUGGUGUUGCUGAGGGCUGGGAAGAAGGAACAGGAGCAGCUCCACCUACGCUGCAAGAAGCAGUCCCUGAAAAAGACUAGAGGCGAGCUAACGUGCCAUACGUCAAUUCUUUUCCGUUUCAUCAUUUGCACAAAUUUCCAAGCAUCGAGGACUGGUGGACUCCAAGCCAGGACGCUCCCGGAGUGCAGCCAGGACCACGGGGGCAUCCAGGCUGAGAACAGCAAGGCAGCUCUCCCCUUCCUUUGCAGUUCCAUGGAUUCUCACUGCUUCUUACGGUGGUCAUUCGAGUCUCUUGGUUUUAGGUUUGGAAGUUUAGCUCACACAGCCCACUCUCCCUGGAGCUCCGAGCCCCCGGGCCCACACCACACAACCACGGUACUGCUCAGGCUUCCCCCUGGUGCUCCAACUCGGCCUCCUCCCCGAGCGCCCCACUGAGUGAGUGCUCGCCAGGGGCAGGUGACAGCUCUCCUCAGAAGGCCGAAGCAGAGUGAGUGCCUUUCCUUCCUCACGCUGGGCACCGGUG